AUAAGAAGCCUUUGUAUCUGAUUCUGAUCCCUAUUUUCAAAUGUCUUUCUUUUGUUAGAUGGUGUUUAGUAGGCCCGACAAUGGAUUGGAUAUUGAUCCAUAUCCAAUCCAAUUCGAUCCAUUUAAAUCACUUUAUUAGAUCAUAAAAAUUAUCCAAUAAUCCAUUAAUCAAUCCAAUAAAUGGAUCCAUUUAUCCGAUUAAUUAUAUGAAUCGAUACAUCCGGAUCGAUCCAUUACUUGAAUAUCUAAUUGCACGUGCUCUCAAAAGUCCAAACCUGAAUUUUGAAAUCAAUAAUCCAGCCUCCUCUCUCCAAAAUUCAGCUUCAAAGACCCGCAACCGGAAAGAACUGCGUAUUCGCCACCAGUGAUUUCUACUCGUUUCAUCCAGCGAUCGACGAAUUCUGCUCGCUUCAUUCAGGCCAGUGGCAGAGGCGAUAUUUUCUGCUGUAACUAGUUUUAGCAGCAUUGUUUAGUAUCAAUCCAAACAAAAAGAACAACCGAAGAUGAAACCAUAUUGUGAAGCUGAACAAUUGCCUUUGGAUAGAAUCAGCACACUUCCGCAACCCAUUUUAGAAACCAUCCUAUGUCUUUUAUCAACUAAAGAGGCAGCAAGGACAAGUAUUCUUUCAAGGGAAUGGAGGUACAGGUGGACUGGUAUUCCUAAACUUAAGUUUAAAUUGGAUAAAAUAACGAUUAAAAUCAAGAAGCAAAUGUCUGUUUCCGAGCCAACGUCUGAGAUUGCAAGUACAAGGAAGAAGAUGGACAUGAAUGAUUUACACCAUGUUCUGUUGCUGCGCCAGGGUCCAAUACACGAGCUCACCGUUUCUAUGCGGAAUUACUGGGAAUAUUACGACUGUUUUGAAUUUGAUCGGAUAAUACUUCAUUUGUCGAGGAACCAUACUAUCAAGAAACUAACACUUAAGGGGCUUUAUAAUUCAGACGACGGUUGGUAUAAAUUACCCGUAUCUGUCUUCUCGUUGCAUCACUUAACAGACCUCUAUCUUUAUAAGUUUGAUAUUGACUAUCCACCAACAUUCGAUGGCUUUGGUAGCCUUGGAAGCCUAUACUUGCGUGGUGUAAUAAUCUCUACAAAAAAUAUUCUACAUCUUUUAUCUAAUUGUCCUUCACUUAAGAGCUUCAGUCUGGAAAAAGGUGAACCAGAUGAUGAUGAAUCAAAUGAUGAUGAUGAAUCAGAUGAUGAUGAUGAAUCAGAAGAUGAUGAUGAACCAGAUGGUGAAUGCACUAUUAAUGAGCUACUCAAGUGUUUACCUGUAAUUGAACGUUUGACUAUUUCGAAUCGUGCCUUUCAGUGGCUAGUUCCAGACCCGGUUCCGCAAGAGCUUCCCACCUCACUAAUCCACCUCAAAUACUUACGUUUGGAAGGAAUGUGUAUUACUGAGGACUACAGAUUAGCUUUUCAUGUUUUGAUCAAAUGUUCCCCGAACUUGGAGGGAUUUGAGCUUGAGGUAUAUGAUACGGAAUAUAUUUUGCUGCUGCGACAGGGUCCAAUAUACGAGCUCACCCUUCAGUUGUCUGAAUAUGAAGAUGCCUAUCUGGAACUCGAUCAAAUAGUAUCUCAUUUGUCGAGAAACUAUACGGUCAAGAAACUUACACUUUAUGGAUGGUAUAAUGACUGUGGGUAUAAAGUACCCAUAUCUAUCUUCUCGUUUCAUCACUUACGGGACCUUGUUAUGUCUAAAGUUGAUCUUUACCAUCCACCAAUUUUCAAUGGAUUUGAUAGCCUUGAAAGCUUAGUCUUGAGGGAUGUAGCGAUCCCUACAAAAACUCUUCUACAUCUUUUAUUAAAUUGUCCAUCGCUUAAGAACUUGAGUCUGCUUGUACGUGCUUCAGAUGAUAAAUGCACCAUUUAUGAGCUAUUAGCGUGUUUACCUGCGAUUGAACAUCUAACUACUUGGCCUCAUAUCUCUGAGUGGGUUGUGCUAGACUCGGUUCCACAAAAGCUUCCAACCUCACUAAUCCACCUCAGAUACAUUUGUUUCAAAGACAUGACUCUUGUUGAGCGUUGUGGAUUAGCUUUUCUUCUUGUUUUUAUCAAAUGUUCACCGAACUUGGAGAAAGUUAAGCUCCAGAUUUAUUGGGGGAUUAUUCUUCAUGAGAAAUACUCCUUUGAAUGGAAAGAGUAUUCAGAUGUUUGGUUGGAGCAUCUGAAUGAAUUGGAGAUUAAAGGUUUCAAAAACUCGAAGCCUGAAAUGGAUUUUGUAAAGUUUAUCUUGGCUAGGUCACCAAAGCUGAAGAAGGUGACCAUAAGUUGCAUACGCAGUGAAGGUCAUCAGAUAGAGUUGGAGAUGUUAAGAACCCUCUUACAGGCCCCACGUGUAUCACCGGAAGUGAGAAUUGCUUCAAAGGCCUUUAACCCAUUUAACUGAAUGCUACUUUUAUAUUCAUUUUACUCUUUCAUUAAAAAUGAAUUAUCGGGGAUAUGGAUAUAAGAAGUUCGAAAGUAUGUUUGUAAAUGGUGAAAAAAACUUUUUCUAAAGAAUAGAAUAUUCAAUGAAA
Molecule: messenger RNA, 2517 nt
Organism: Helianthus annuus (common sunflower)
Lineage: Eukaryota; Viridiplantae; Streptophyta; Magnoliopsida; Asterales; Asteraceae
Product: F-box/FBD/LRR-repeat protein At1g13570
Exons: 7
Coding region: 504-2387 (627 amino acids)
Molecular function (GO): protein binding
Source: RefSeq, a predicted model, not a curated record